Messenger RNA from Acinonyx jubatus (cheetah), 4176 nucleotides. RefSeq names its product CNKSR family member 3 (gene CNKSR3). Gene Ontology annotation, molecular function: protein binding. The record is from RefSeq and is a predicted model, not a curated record. Gene Ontology annotation, cellular component: membrane; cytoplasm. Gene Ontology annotation, biological process: regulation of signal transduction. Bases 1515 to 3128 code for a protein of 537 amino acids. The transcript is spliced from 12 exons. Lineage: Eukaryota; Metazoa; Chordata; Mammalia; Carnivora; Felidae.
AGAGAGAGAGAGAGAGAGAGAGAGAGAAUCCUGAGCAGGCUUUGCACUUCGAGCACAGAUCCUGAUGCUGGGCUCAAACGCACAAACCACGAGAUUGUGCCCUGAGCCGGAACCAAGAGUCAGAUGCUUAACCUCCUGAGCCACCCAGGCGCCUCCAUUUUCUUAAUGAUCCAUUGAAAUGAAACGUGAGCUGAAGAUAACCUAAAAAGGAAGAGAAGAAAUCAUUUUGUAGAUAAAGAGGUGGCAAACUGUGGCCUACACGUUAAAUCUAGCCCACCAUGUUUGUAAAUAAAGUUUUAUUGGCACACAGCCACAACCGUUCGUUUAUUUGUGGUCUGUGGCUGCUUUCAUGCUUUCAGGGGACCGUGUGGCCCCCGCAAGUCCAAUAUAUUUAUUGUCUUGCCCUUUAAGAAGAAGUCUGCCUGUCACAGAAACGGAGUUUGCCUUUUACAGAAAAAAAUCUGUUAGUUUUCUUAUCUUCUGUGGAGAAUAAAACACUGGAGAUAAUCCUGAAUGAAAAUGUCAUAUUCUAAGCUGAAGUGAGAUGCAGGUUCUGAUUUCAUGUGUGUUUUUGGUACUAUCAACAGCUUUUUUAUGUUUCACAGGUAUUUGUGAUCUUUAAAUAACUGAUGUGUUUGCUCGUAGUAGUCAGCCUGCGGAGUGGUAACUAGAAGGGAAAAAAUGUGAACUUUGGUACCCUUUGCAGCUGAUUGAGCUUUGACUUGAACGUUGAGUUAAAUCCUGCCAGGUUCUGACUCUUGCACUACACCCGUGGCCGCCCGAGCAGCUGUUUUAGGUGUGGGAUGACAACACCUGUGAGGACAUUGUGUUUCCACACUGGUUGCCACACGGUGGGGAUCCACGUGUGUCUGUUAGGAUGCCGUGUGAAGGAUGCAGCGCCCCAAACUGUCAGGAUUUGGACCCAGGCCGCAGCAUUCAGUCUGGGUUAAGUAAUGCUGUGAACCUGAGCCAGGGGUAUAUACAAUGACAUCACUGAGAACGGUGGGGAAGAAUGUUCCCGAUGAUUCUGCCAUUGCUGGUCUGCGUUCCGUUGAUUAUAUAACUCUUACUGUGCUGUGCAUGUUCUUCUUCUUAAAAUGGACAGAGCUUUGUCUCCUGCUCUGAGAUGCGCUGCUCUUGUUUACGAAACUAACGGGGAAAUUAUUUGUGGUUGAUAAAUGAGCUGCCACCAGGGAGACGCUGUGGCCAAGUGGUGUGAGUGUUGGCCUGGAAGGCAGGCGUUUUGCAUUCUGAUCCUGCCUCUGCGACACACUCCUCGCUCUGCGACCUCCAGGGAAACGGUGGUGUCUGUUUUCCCCGUCUGUACAGUAACACUCCCUAGAUGCGGCUGCACACUAACGUGUGUUUUGCACGGCCCAGAAGAUGUCUUAGAGUCUUGUUUGUUCUUAAAGCUGCAUUUUUUUUUUUUUUUUUUUUUUUUAUACAGGGCAGCUUGUUUGAGUUUACUUUUGUUACGCUUUCUGGGAAGAUCACUUUUCCAUCUUUUCUGCUAAAUGGAUUUGUCUCUUUCAACUUGCAGGAAGGGGUUUGAGGACAGGCAAAUUACUUUGCAGUCCACAAUAGGAGAGAAUUACGGCCUUGAAACCGAUAAUAUGAAGAACUUGGUUCUGAAACUGCGAGCAUCUUCCCACAACUUACAGAAUUACAUAAGUAGCUGGCGGAAAAGUCCGGCUUACGAUGGGGACACUUCCCACAAGCCCCCGAACGAACUCCUGACCUCUGUGGUGGAGCUAAUCGGUGCUGCUAAGGCCUUGUUAGCUUGGCUGGACCGGGCUCCAUUUACAGGGAUCACCGAUUUCUCAGUAACGAAGAACAAGAUCAUUCAGCUCUGCCUGGACCUGACCACUACAGUCCAGAAGGAUUGCCUUGUAGCAGAAAUGGAGGAUAAAGUUUUAGCCGUAGUCAAGGUUUUAAAUGGCAUCUGUGACAAAACAAUACGAUCUGCUACAGAUCCUGUUAUGAGCCAGUGUGCGUGUCUGGAGGAAGUUCACCUGCCAAACGUUAAGCCUGGGGAAGGCCUGGGCAUGUACAUCAAAUCAACCUAUGAUGGAUUGCACGUGAUUACUGGAACCACCGAGAAUUCUCCUGCAGACAGAUCUCAGAAGAUUCAUGCUGGUGAUGAAGUCAUUCAGGUUAAUCAGCAAACUGUGGUGGGAUGGCAGCUGAAAAACCUGGUGAGGAAGUUGAGGGAGAAUCCUACUGGCGUCGUAUUACUGCUUAAGAAGCGUCCCACGGGCUCUUUCAACUUUACCCCUGCCCCCCUGAAAAACCUACGGUGGAAACCACCGCUGGUGCAGGUAUCCGUUACUGGUUGUGAACUUCACCUGGUGUCAGCACGUGAACAGUGUCAUUGUUGUUGGCCUACAGAAGUGACAAAAUUGAAGACCUCACCUCCACCCACGACAACCCAGUCCCCUGAAAGCACAAUGGCUACCUCGCUGAAGAAGGAGAAGCCCGCCAUCUUGGAUCUUUAUAUCCCUCCUCCACCAGCCGUUCCCUACUCGCCCCGGGAUGAGAACGGGAGUUUUCUUUAUGGAGGAUUCAGUAAGUGUAAACAGCCCUUGCCUGGACCUAAGGGCUCAGAGUCCCCAAAUUCCUUCUUGGACCAGGAGAGCCGAAGACGGAGAUUUACCAUCGCUGAUUCUGAUCAGUUGCCCGGGUAUUCGGUGGAAACCAAUAUUCUGCCCACAAAAAUGAGAGAGAAAACACCGUCUCAUGGCAAGCCCCGGCCUUUGUCCAUGCCUGCAGACGGGAGCUGGAUGGGGAUCGUGGACCCUUUUGCCAGACCUCGAGGUCAUGGGAGGAAGGGUGAAGACGCCCUCUGCCGGUAUUUCAGCAAUGAGCGGAUCCCUCCCAUCAUCGAAGAAAGCUCCUCGCCCGCAUACCGUUUCUCAAGGCCCACAGGGGAGAGGCAGCUGGUCCGAGGCGCAGACUAUGUCCGAGGGAGCAGGUGCUACAUCAAUUCCGAUCUCCACAGCAGUGCCACGAUUCCAUUCCAGGAGGAAGGGACCAGAAAGAAGCCGGUGGCCGCGGAGGCCAAGUCCUCCUCUACAGAACCGUCCCUGCUGGUCAGCUGGUUUACCCGCCUGAAACUGUUGACUCACUGAACCCUGCCCUCCCUGGACUCUUCCCUGUCUCCUGUUCCCAAGUGCCUUGCUUCCUCAGUUGACAACCUCUUCUGGUUUUCAUCCACAGUAUUACGUAGUGACCUUAUGCAAUUUCAUUGUUGUUUUUUUCUUUUGGAAGUUGUAUACUGCCCUUCUUGGAAUCUCAAAGUCAUUGGAUGGGAACAGAUCCAGAGGAUCUUAGGUGUUGGCUUGUGGAGGCAGAAGGAAAGAAAUGAGUAGAGUCGGCUUUUCUUGCUUCCUUAGAGUUGGAACACAGAGAUGCUAUAUAAACCGGGGCCUUGGCCAGGGAUGGUAUGGCCAUUAUGAGGCCAUUGUCAGCUUGGGAGGCGGGGCUAAAAUUGGUGGCCCUUGUCACACAGAUGUGUUGGUUUGUGGUCCAGCUUCUUCACCUGAAAGAAAACCAAGGGAGAAAACAUUUUUGUGUUGAUUUUUCAAGCUAUGUACUGUAUUCGUAAGUGUAGCAGCUUUGACUUUGAAAUAACAUGUAGCAUGUAUUUCAUGCUGUUUCAAAGAAGUGGGUUAAGUGUAGGCCUGUUACACUUGGUCAUACCCUUGUCAUAACCAUCUCCGUAGAUAAGUCAAUUAAUGCAGAAACACGUGAACACAUUUAGAUAGGGCUUAUUACACACAAAGAAGUUCAUGGUUAUUUGUGAGGGGGGUGUUAUACGUUAUUGUCUUUAAGGGAAAGAAGCUAUAAGAUUUGCUGACAGCCAAAGUAUCAUGCAGAAAAAUGAAGCAACAAUAUUUAGGUUUAUGAGAGAUACAUCAGUUUGCAUUUUGACUGUUUAAUGCCUGUCUUCCAGAAAAAAAAAAGGCAGUUCUUCAAAAUUGUACAUAUUUGCUAAAUAGAAAUCUCUUGGAAAGUCUCACGGUCACUCAUUUUCAACUAGCAUCAGGUAUUUUGGAAAAGUGUGUCUGGAUAUUAACUCUUGUUUAAACUGAAUGUAUGAUAUUUUGUUAGAACAGAAAAGUACUAUCUUGUUAAUUUAAGUGUUUUAAAUAUAGUUGUAUAUUUUUCUUACUCUUA